This is a messenger RNA of Centrocercus urophasianus (Greater sage-grouse), 2843 nucleotides long. RefSeq names its product tubulin tyrosine ligase like 6 (gene TTLL6). The record is from RefSeq and is a predicted model, not a curated record. The transcript has 15 exons. The coding region runs from base 450 to 2726 and encodes 758 amino acids. Gene Ontology annotation, molecular function: tubulin-glutamic acid ligase activity; tubulin binding. NCBI's taxonomy places the organism in Eukaryota, Metazoa, Chordata, Aves, Galliformes, Phasianidae. Gene Ontology annotation, cellular component: cilium. Gene Ontology annotation, biological process: microtubule cytoskeleton organization; protein polyglutamylation.
GCACGGGCCUGGCACCGUCUGCCUCACGGCCCGUGGCGACGGGCCGGACUUGGUAGUUGGCUCUGUGGGGUGUGCGGGUGUGGUGGACAGUUGUCUCCUUUGUGCCCACUCCCCUUGGGCUGGUCGCCUCACUGAGCAGCUCUUGUGUCGUCUCUUUCAACUCCAGCAUCCCAUCCAUUAACCUGAGCAGCUGCAAGUACGAGAGCGGUAAGUCCGAGGAUGCGGCCCCAAGGAUGGAGCCAGCCUGCAGCAAGCCGUGCAGGUUCAGCUGGCGAGGUGGGCUGGUAUUGAAUUUCCACUGCAGAGUCACCUCUGUGUUAUGUGUUUACUGCUUGUGAGCGACUUGGAUCCCUGUGAAUAUUCUCCACUGUGGGCUGAGGAGCUUUGUGCUUUAAAGAGACCCAAGCUGCACAGCAGCAUUGCAAGCCCUCACCACCCUCCGUUCCUGUAUGUGCCACACUCCUGCUAAAAUUGUGCGUCGUGCUGCGCUGUGCUGCGGGCUGAGAGAAGCGGGAGAAAACGAGGAGUGGACGGUGUACUGGACUGACUGCUCUGUCUCUCUGGAACGUGUGAUGGAAAUGAAGCGGUUUCAGAAAAUCAACCAUUUUCCUGGCAUGAUUGAGAUCUGCCGGAAGGAUUUGUUGGCUCGCAACCUCAACCGCAUGCUCAAACUCUUCCCCAAGGAAUACAAUAUUUUUCCCCGCACGUGGAGCCUGCCAGCUGACUACGGGGACUUCCAGGCCUACAGGCGCAGGAGGAAGAACAGAACGUUCAUCUGCAAGCCCGACAGCGGCUGCCAAGGCCGAGGCAUCUUCAUAACACGCGACCCAGGGGAGAUCAGGCACGGAGAGCACAUGAUCUGUCAGCAGUAUAUCUCUAAGCCUUUCCUUAUUGAUGGCUUUAAGUUUGACAUGCGUGUCUAUGUGCUGGUCACAUCUUGUGACCCACUGAGGAUUUUUGUCUACAAGGAGGGUCUGGCCCGGUUUGCCACCAUGAGGUACAUCGAUCCCAGAAGGAGAAACCUGGGUGACAUCUGCAUGCAUUUGACCAAUUAUGCUAUCAACAAACGUAAUGCAAACUUUGUCCAGGAUGACACGAUGGGCAGUAAGAGGAAACUCUCCACCCUGAAUGCCUGGAUGAUGGAUAACAGCUACAACACAACAAAACUCUGGGAAGAUAUUGAAGAUAUAAUUAUAAAGACUCUUAUUUCAGCUCACCCUGUGGUGAAGCACAAUUACCAAAGCUGCUUUCCUAACCACACUACCAGCUGUGCCUGUUUUGAGAUACUGGGUUUUGAUAUUUUGCUAGACAGAAAUCUGAAACCUUGGCUACUAGAGGUGAACCACUCUCCCAGCUUCACCACAGACUCUCACCUGGACCGUGAGGUGAAGGAUGCUCUUCUCUUUGACACCAUCAACUUGAUAAAUGUGCACGCCUGUAGCAAAAGGAAAGCGAUGGAGGAAGACAAACAGCAGGCAAAGGAACGACUCCUGCAGGCUCAUCGGUCUCCUCGUGUGUCCAGACAUGAGGAGGCAGAGAGCAGCCAGGCAGCCUGGCUCUCAGAGGCAGAGGACUAUGAGAACUCCCACCUGGGCAGCUACCGGCGCAUUUACCCAGCGUGUGGCACUGACAAGUAUGAGCCGUUUUUCAAGCAGAGCAGCUCCCUCUUCAAGGAGACUGCAUCGUCCCGAGCACGAGAGGAGUGUACCAGGCAACAACUGGAAGAAAUUCGCAUGAAGAAAGAAAAGUUAGAAGCUGUUAACAGCAAGAAGAAAAAAGAGAGGAAGGAAGGGCUGCAGGGAGAGUUGCCCGCAGACAAAUCCAUGAUCCACAACAAAACCUCAGCUUCUGCAACCCACUUCACCUACAGAAGCACAAAGAUGUGGGAUAAAAAGACAGAGCACGUGCAGUAUGACUCCAUGCAGCCUCAGGAUAUUCUGGAAAAUGAAGAGAAGAAAAGAGUGAAUGCUCUUGCAAGGCGUAAGAACCUUAUCCAAGGCCUGGGCAUCGUGGAUCAGCUCUCCCAGCUGCUUCCCACAACUGAGAGAUCAUCUGACAGCCACAGACCCUGCGCUGUUACCUCUGAGAUCCAGACGCAGUUUCUUUGGGACGCACCGCAGGCACAGCAGCCUGCCCCCUUGAUGACCAUCAUCCCCCUCUCGUUCCCAAGAGGCACCGUGUGGCCUUCAGGACGGCCGUGUGCUCGUAACCACAGCACCGGGGCACAGCUGCUGGCUGGCCAGCACCCUGCCCCAGGCAUGCUGUUGGUUCGAGGGCAGAGCAUCCCUUUCCGAGAGCAGCACACGGUGCAAUGCAGCGCCCAGCCCCAGGACAGGGGCAACUCGUGGAGCCGGGCUGCAGAGCCAGCAGCAGCUACCCAGCCCUGCACUAAAACCGGGGGAAGGCCGAUGAGCGCCUGGCAGCUCUCUGCAGCCAGAAACGAGGCGGAAGGAUGUGACGUCGGGCGGCCGCUCUGCGCAGGCAGCGCUCACCGCGGUUCGUUGGGAUGCCCGGCCCGUGCAGGCAAGGCCACGGGUGAUGGCGGCUUCAGCGGUGCGGCAGCACGGCGGCUCCUCGUAGCCUCUGCCGCUCUCGUGCUGCACACGCGCUGCGCCAGCGCCAUGAAUUUACGCGACGUGAGCAGCACAGAGCACGGAGGCGGCGGGCAGCGGCGCGGCUGCGGCGGGUGCUGGGCUCGGAGCGCGGCGCCCCCGAGCGGACGCUGACCUGGGAGGCGAUGGAGCAGAUGCGGUUCCUGCGGCAGGAACUGCCCGAAGAGUGGCCGCUGGAGCGCCUGGCCGAAGGCUUCGGCGUCAGCCCCGACGUGGUGCGCCGGGUGCUGC